UCAUUGCCGGUACUGUGUUUUGGAGCCCUGGUGGACAUUGGAGAAGAGUGACGCCGUGGAGCUGGUGGUGACAGAUCCCAAAUUGCCCCCACCCAGUAUUUCCAUGAGCUCUGGGAGUAAAGUGGGAACAGGGACCAAUGUCACCAUCUGGUGCAGCAACCAGGAGAACAGGGGCACCAUCUUCCUGCACAAGGAUGGGCACUCAGCCCCUAUCCUGCACCAGAACCCCAGUGGUAGAGGCUCGGCCACCUUCACCCUCUUUGGGGUGACACAAGCUGACUCUGGCACCUAUAGGUGCUCCUGCCACAUUGGUGGCUUCUACCUUCUUUCCUCACCCCUUGGGGACAGCGUGACACUGGAGGCAAGAGCCACACCUGCACCCCCAGGUAGGUCUGAGCCCCAUGUCGGUGUCCUUGGUGUCAUUCCUUUCUGGCAGUGUCUCUGCAUCCCAUGCCCAUGGAGGUGAUGUCCGGGGAUGGGGAG
Molecule: messenger RNA, 483 nt
Organism: Phasianus colchicus (ring-necked pheasant)
Lineage: Eukaryota; Metazoa; Chordata; Aves; Galliformes; Phasianidae
Source: RefSeq, a predicted model, not a curated record